This is a messenger RNA of Grosmannia clavigera kw1407, 960 nucleotides long. Its product is annotated as spore germination protein. The transcript has 2 exons. Bases 1 to 960 code for a protein of 319 amino acids. The record is from RefSeq and is a predicted model, not a curated record. NCBI's taxonomy places the organism in Eukaryota, Fungi, Ascomycota, Sordariomycetes, Ophiostomatales, Ophiostomataceae.
AUGCACAGCCCUUCAUUUGUUCAGCUGGCCCUUGGUGGCCUGGCUGCUUCUUCAGCUGUGGCAGCUUACCAGCCUUCUACAGGUGCUCUUUCGGCCCGCCAUGUUGCGUCGCUGCUCGCGAUUGCGGGUCCAGCCCUGGGUGCACCGACAAUGAUGGGCCUCGACAGACGAGAGCCUCACCAUGCCGGCAAGAAGACCACACAUAAGGCUAAUGCUCGUGAUGAGGAAGAGCUCGAGGCUCGUGAGGAGGACUUGGAGACCUGGGAUGAGGAGCUCGUGACUCGUGAGCCGCACCACGCUGGCAAGAAGACGAAGCACGCCAAUGCCACUGAGAAAGCUGAGAAAGCUGACAAGGCCGACAAGAACGCCCGUGAGGUGAUCCUGGAGGAUCGCGAGCCUCACCAUGCCGGCAAGAAAACGACGCACAAGGCUAAUGCUCGUGAUGAGGAGGAGCUUGAGGCUCUCGAAGAGGACUUGGAGACUGGGGAUGAGGAGCUCGAGGCCCGAGAGGAGCAGCUGGAGACUCGUGAGCCGCACCACGCUGGCAAGAAGACGAAGCACGCCAAUGCCACUGAGAAGGCCGACAAGGCCGACAAGGCCGACAAGAACGCCCGUGAGGUGAUCCUAGAGGAUCGCGAGCCUCAUCAUGCCGGCAAGAAGACGACGCACAAGGCCAAUGCUCGUGAUUUCGAGGUUGAGGCUCGCGACCCCCACCACGCUGGCAAGAAGACGACGCACAAGGCCAAUGCCCGUGACGUUGAGAUCGAGGCCCGUGAGCCUCACCACGCCGGCAAGAAGACGACGCACAAAGCCAACGCUCGCGAUGAGGAAUCGCUGGAGACCCGUGAGCCCCACCACGCCGGAAAGAAGACGACGCACAAGGCCAAUGCCCGUGAUGUUGAGGUCGAGGCCCGUGAGCCGCACCACGCAGGCAAGAAGACAAAGGGCAAGAACGCUUAA